Molecule: messenger RNA, 2258 nt
Organism: Macrosteles quadrilineatus (aster leafhopper)
Lineage: Eukaryota; Metazoa; Arthropoda; Insecta; Hemiptera; Cicadellidae
Gene: RabGGTa
Product: geranylgeranyl transferase type-2 subunit alpha
Exons: 10
Coding region: 174-1805 (543 amino acids)
Biological process (GO): protein geranylgeranylation
Cellular component (GO): cytoplasm; Rab-protein geranylgeranyltransferase complex
Molecular function (GO): Rab geranylgeranyltransferase activity
Source: RefSeq, a predicted model, not a curated record
GCAACUCGCAAGCUAAUCAUCAGCUAAUCGUUAUCAUUCUCAAUGAAUGACUCUCUCUCAGCAAUUUCAGGAUAGAUCCAACCUGUCCACUUACUUUUGUUCAUUUUGAAAAAAGUUAUUCGUGUCAAAUAAUAUUUCACAGAGCAACAAAACAUUACAUUGAUAAUUUCGACAUGCAUGGAAGAAUAAAAACACGAACAACAGCAGAACAGGAAGAAAUAAAGAGAAAAGAAAGAGCUAAAAAGGUAGAACUUUACAAAGCGGGUAUCAAAGCUGUAUUCGAUAAGAGACAUAAAGCAGAAAAGGAUGAAGAGGCUUUGGCAGUGUCUGCUAAACUACUAACAGGAAAUCCAGACAUUUACACAUUGUGGAAUAUACGGAGAGAAGUGAUCUUGCACCUUAAGACUUGCAGAUCUGAAGAAGAACUUGAUCCAUUGAUGCACGAGGAGUUGCGGCUAACCGAGGCAUGUUUACGAACCCAGCCAAAAUCAUAUGGUACUUGGCAUCACCGUUGUUGGGUGUUGGAUCAUAUGACUGAUCCACCUUGGAAAAAAGAACUUGCGUUGUGUGACAAAUAUUUGGAUUAUGAUGAACGUAAUUUUCAUUGUUGGGAUUACCGGAGAUUCAUCGUACAAAGGUCUGGUGUUACUGCGGAGGAUGAGUUGAGGUUUACAGAUGAGAAGAUUGCCACAAACUUCUCCAACUACUCUGCGUGGCAUCUACGCAGUAAUCUGCUGCCUCAGGUGUAUCCAGACCCCAAGGGAUUAAAACCAAUCGAGGACCAUCAACACCAACAUGAGAUGGAGCUAGUAACCAAUGCAGCCUUCACAGACCCAUUGGACCAAAGUGCUUGGUUCUACCAACGUUGGCUCUUAGGCCGCCACGUCCCUCAGUUGAAGAUCACCCAUGUUAUAGCGACCAAGGAGAUAAUGUGUGUAGCUUUUGAUCAGAGCUUGAAUCCUGCGUCUAGAAACGUUAUGGUGAAAGCAUUCGGCAAUGAGGGUUGGCAAACAGUUGACGGAGAAGUAUCCGCAUUUGUCUGGAAAAGGGUGUUUUUAGAGGAGGCUUCAAUGAGUGAUCUGACAUCACAACCGAUAGUGUUGCACUUGGAUGGAGUAGAGACCCAGGUGGUAACUCUACAAGCUGAUAAGGACCAAGCUUGGUACAAGGAAAAGCCUGUGUACGAGGCCGGGUUUAGCCACGGCGUCACGGAAGUGUUGUGCGGCGUGCUCGAGUCCUGCGAAACACUUUUGCAGCUGGAACCUGAUACAAAAUGGCCUUUGUUAACCUCAGUAUUACUGAUGCAAGCUGUAGAUAGGAAAAGUUUCAAAGAACAAACAUUGGAAUACUUGGACAAACUAGUGAAAAUAGACCGCCUUCGAGCUAACUAUUAUUUAGACCUGAAAAGCCGGUACCUGAUGGAGUACCAACUGGAAGAAUGGAACUUGACAGGAAGCUUCAGUGUUGCCAACCUGGGAUUGACAGCUUUGUACCACUCACAAUACCUAUUGCUGGCACAAAAGGUUGACCUGACAGGCAAUCUACUCAGCCGCUCACUGCCAAAACUCAGCAGUCUGCAAUUUUGUCAGGAGCUGAUUCUGGACAAGAACAACUUAAACAACCUCAAGGGGUUCCCAUGUCUACCUAAUCUGGUGACAUUGUCGAUUAAAAUGAAUCAUAUAAGUGCUUUAGAGGACAUAGAACCUCACAUUACAUCAUGCUGUGUCUUAACCAAUGUGUUCAUCGAUGGAAACCCUCUGAGUGCCUCUUACGUGUUUAGCAAUGGUGCUUUUAAAAGUAAAUAGUAAACAAAGCAGGUAUUUAAGUGUAGGAUGUAAAAAUGCUUAAUCUUAUGCUGUACAUAAGUGAUUGUCAAAACCAGUAAUUUUGAAUCUCGAAACCCAAAAUGUGACUUUAAAAAUCAAAUCUUGAAACUCAAAACUCAAAUCAGGAAACACUCUCUACUUGCUUGGUUAUAGUUGAUAGAUUUUCAGACAAAAUUAGACAGUGCACAGUUGCAAGAUUCCUCACAUGAUUUCUUUGUUUUAAUAGCUUCUCUCAGAAUUGCUUUAAGUUUAGCUCAGGAUAAAAUAAUAUGAAUUUGAAUGGAAGUGUAUCCGUAUGCGGUAUUUGACAAUUGUAUGUCAUAAUUUUUUUGUAUUUAUCAUCAAAUACGCUAAAGCAAAGAGAUUCGAAAAUCCAAGUGUUUUGUGAGCUUUUAUAUGAUUUGUGAUAUUAAAAAGGACGCAAGAGUAGGA